AUGUUCUUCCCCGAAAGCCCAAAUAUAAACGGCGCGCUCAUAAACCCCCAAAACAACACGAGAACGAGGUCAUCGGCAAUUUGCUUUUCCCAGGCGGCAAUGGCGGACGGAAUUGAAGACGGAGGGCUGGAGGCAUCGGCGAGCCGAGUCUCGCACAUAAAGAAACGAGCGUUGAAGAACAAAGCUCUGGCCAUAUCUUUCAACGAGAAGGAUCUCAGGGACUACGUCACUGGCUUCCAUAAGAGGAAGAAGAAGAGACGAAAGGAAGCUCAUAAGCAACAGGAGGAGGCUGCUCGACGGAAGCGCAUCGAACUGCGGCAGAAGAGGAGGUUGGAAGAUGAAUUUCAUAUGGACGAAGGAGCUCCCCCGGUGGAUGAAGAGAUCGAGGAGGAUGAUGAGGGCGCGGAGGAAAGUGAGCCUGUUGCUUCAGUCAGCGGGACGACAAUGUAUGAUCACGGGGACUUGAAGGUAACAGUAACGACUAGUGAGAUCUCCAGAGAAGAUGACGACUCUGGACCAAACGAGACAACGCCAUCAGCCAUUGCAAAACCAAUCAUUAUUAAGAAGAAGAACCAGAAGCUACCCGUGAGUAAAAAACCAUCAUUCAAGAAAUCCUCCAAGCGCAAGACCCGAGCAAAGCCACAGACCAAAAGGGAUAAAAGGAAAGCGAAACUACCGAGCCGGAAGUGAUAAGUCUUCCCUUCGGAGAGGCAGCUUCAAAGGUCUGAGAUGACUUCUUCCGGUAUUGUUUUGACUUGUUUACUAAGAAACUGAUUUGAUAACUGAAUAGUUGGUUAUGCAAACGCCAUGAGCUCCACUUGUGAUGUGGGAAUAUUGAUGUCUGUGUGGUUAUGUGCCUUUUUUAUCCGUUUGCUUUAUAUCUCAAGUGAAGUAAAGAGCAAGCAAAAUAUGUGUUAAAAAAAAAGGCUAAAU
Molecule: messenger RNA, 933 nt
Organism: Linum tenue
Lineage: Eukaryota; Viridiplantae; Streptophyta; Magnoliopsida; Malpighiales; Linaceae
Source: the annotation of a GenBank genome assembly